This is a messenger RNA of Megalops cyprinoides (Indo-Pacific tarpon), 1014 nucleotides long. Its product is annotated as RING finger protein 223-like. Gene Ontology annotation, biological process: protein ubiquitination. The transcript has 2 exons. The record is from RefSeq and is a predicted model, not a curated record. The coding region runs from base 322 to 1014 and encodes 230 amino acids. Lineage: Eukaryota; Metazoa; Chordata; Actinopteri; Elopiformes; Megalopidae. Gene Ontology annotation, molecular function: ubiquitin protein ligase activity.
UCAGAUACAGCAGGAUCCCCACCGCUGCUCCGCACCCUCUCUCUCCACGCCGACAGCGCUGCCUCGGGGGCACCUCAGAAUGUACCUGAGCUAAUACGACAGGAUUUCCCCCUGGCCCACUGAAACAGCACCACGAGGACCAAAACAAAAAACCCAAAACAGAACACAACUCCAGAGUGGAGAACUGUUUUAGGAGCGCACACAACUGGAAAUAAUCCCCAGACAGAGUAGGAGGGGACACUGAGGAAUUAGUGACAGCAGGGCUUCCGACAUAAAGAAGAAGAGGACAGCACAGGAGAGCCCCUGUCCCCCCCCUCGGAGAUGAUGCAGACCACGCAGGUGUGGCACACACAGGUGGCGCCCAUCGCCAACGAGCCGGAGGUGGGCGGGGACCGGCCCGAGUGCUCCAUCUGCUUCAACACCUACGACAACGUCUUCAAGCAGCCCAAGCUGCUGGACUGCACGCACACCUUCUGCCUGGAGUGCCUGUCUCGCGUCAUGGCCCUCUCUGAGCAGGAGGAGAACGGCCACAUCCCCUGCCCGCUCUGCCGGCAUCCCACCUCCAUCCCGGAGAAUGGCACGCCCGCCCUCACCACCAGCCGCGAGGUCCUGGGCCAGCUGCCCGCCCACCAGCAGCGGGAGGAGCGGGUGUGGCUGGAGGGCAAGAAGCUGUGCUACUCUGGCCCGCCGGCGGACGCCGCCACCAGCAACGUCACCUGCAUCUGCAUCGACAUCGGCUCCAGCAAAGAGGGUGGGGCCCUGCCGGCGCGGACACGGGCCCGCCGCGGCGGGCUGCUGGGCCGCCUAGGCCUGCUGACUGACUGGAAGCGGAUGCUGCUCUUCGCCGUGCUCGCCGUCCUGCUGGCCUGCAUCAUCCUCUGGCCCCUGCAGUGCAUCUUCACCACCGGCACGCUCCGCUGCUUCCGGAGCAGGCCGUCGCCGCCCCCCAUGCCGCCGCUCAGCUCCCUGGCCCCGCCCCUCACGGCGCGACCCCGGUUCUGGCCCCCUCAGUGA